UUUCAGCUGAGUAUGUUUAACAUCGCCAUCGAAAUAUUUUCAUAUCAUAGCAAAUAUUGCCCGCAGCAAACUUAUUCCAAAGUAAAUUAAAAGUUUAUUAGCUCUUAAACGACGAUUGCUAAAUUGUUUUCAAAAUGACGAUUGGUAAAAAUAACAAAAUGAUACAGCACCUGAAUUACAGGGUUCGUAUCGUUCUACAAGAUUCUCGCACAUUUAUCGGGACCUUUAAGGCGUUUGACAAACACAUGAACCUCAUUCUUGGGGAUUGCGAGGAGUUUCGCAAGAUUCGGUCAAAGAAUGCCAAAGUGCCCGAACGUGAGGAAAAGCGUGUUUUAGGCUUCGUUCUGCUGCGUGGAGAAAAUAUUGUUUCGCUAACUGUGGAGGGUCCGCCACCACCAGAAGAAGGCUUGCCAAGAGUACCAAUACCAGGUGCUGCAACUGGCCCUGGCAUGAGCCGCGCAGCAGGAAGAGGUGUACCGGUAAAUAUAUCGUCAGUACCGGCAGGAUUACAAGGACCAGUGCGUGGAAUAGGUGGUCCAGCUCAACAGCACAUGACUCCUAUGGGCAGGAGUGUGCCAAGAGCUCCUAUGAUGGGGGGGCCGCCGCCUUCUAUGAUGCCUGGUAUACCACCAAUGUCUGGAGGGAUGGGGCGUGGAGCUCCACCUCCAAUGAGAGGGCCCCCACCUGGGAUAAUAAGAGGCGCACCUCCACCGCCCGGUAGAGGCGGGUAUUAACAGCCUGCUACACAAAAAGGAAGAAAUAUGUGUAUCAAGUUUUUCUACUUCUUUUAUAAUAGAUCAUAACAUGAAUUUGAAUUCAUUA
This is a messenger RNA of Glossina fuscipes, 822 nucleotides long. RefSeq names its product small nuclear ribonucleoprotein-associated protein B (gene SmB). Gene Ontology annotation, cellular component: U2-type prespliceosome; U4 snRNP; U2 snRNP. Gene Ontology annotation, molecular function: RNA binding. The transcript has 2 exons. The record is from RefSeq and is a predicted model, not a curated record. Bases 135 to 734 code for a protein of 199 amino acids. Lineage: Eukaryota; Metazoa; Arthropoda; Insecta; Diptera; Glossinidae. Gene Ontology annotation, biological process: mRNA splicing, via spliceosome.